AUGCCUUACCUCCCUACCACCCAGGCAUUCCUGGAGCAAUCCGCUCUGCUUCUCGAAGCAUACCCGGAAACUACCCGCAUCACAACAAAAUACAGCUUCCCAACUGAACGCCGCGCCCAGCAACACAAGCGCGAAAAGUCCCUCGCAAAGAAACAAGCAUCUUCCACAACAGAAACCGCUCCCACCGAAUCCACACCAACCGCGCCUAUUGCAUCUCUCACCCUGAAAACCUACAACCCCGCCACAGGCGUAUGCCUGAAGUAUCGCACAAACAAGCUGCAGGAGGUUAGCCGGUUGAUGACUGGCUUGGGCAAGUUGGCCGGAGGAGCGGAUGUGGCUAGUCUGGGGUUAUCGGGACCUGGGGCUGAUGUUGAGAUGGUUGAUGCGCCGGCUGCUGAGGAGGAGGUUGUGCAGACUCAGAGUGGGAAGGUGCCUGCUGGUGGGAAAGGGAAGAAGAAGGGCGGGAAGGGGAAGCGAUAG
Messenger RNA from Penicillium pulvis, 480 nucleotides. RefSeq names its product SRP9/SRP21 family protein. The transcript is spliced from 2 exons. Gene Ontology annotation, cellular component: signal recognition particle, endoplasmic reticulum targeting. NCBI's taxonomy places the organism in Eukaryota, Fungi, Ascomycota, Eurotiomycetes, Eurotiales, Aspergillaceae. Bases 1 to 480 code for a protein of 159 amino acids. Gene Ontology annotation, biological process: SRP-dependent cotranslational protein targeting to membrane. The record is from RefSeq and is a predicted model, not a curated record.